Messenger RNA from Homo sapiens (human), 8652 nucleotides. It is a transcript of the gene TIA1, whose product is annotated as TIA1 cytotoxic granule associated RNA binding protein. The coding region runs from base 4520 to 5377 and encodes 285 amino acids. Lineage: Eukaryota; Metazoa; Chordata; Mammalia; Primates; Hominidae. The record is from RefSeq and is a predicted model, not a curated record. Gene Ontology annotation, cellular component: cytoplasmic stress granule; cytoplasm; ribonucleoprotein complex. Gene Ontology annotation, molecular function: mRNA 3'-UTR AU-rich region binding; RNA binding; mRNA 3'-UTR binding. The transcript has 9 exons. Gene Ontology annotation, biological process: regulation of alternative mRNA splicing, via spliceosome; positive regulation of epithelial cell apoptotic process; negative regulation of translation.
CCACAGACAGCUGGAAAUGAUCCCUAUUGUUUUGUGGAGUUUCAUGAGCAUCGUCAUGCAGCUGCAGCAUUAGCUGCUAUGAAUGGACGGAAGAUAAUGGGAAGUCAAAGUGAAUUGGGCAACAACCCCUAGCAGUCAAAAGAAAGAUACAAGCAGUAGUACCGUUGUCAGCACACAGCGUUCACAAGGUAAUUGUAUCUUCUUAAACAUAAAAUGAAAUCUCUUGAAAGGGUAUUCACUAACCACCUGAAGUUUUUUUGUUUGAUAUUUGGGGGAGGGGGGCGGGAGGAGAUAUUAUUUCUAUUUGUCUCUCUAGCAAUACUUUUCUCCCUUCUCAGUGUUGACCAAGUAUAACUUGUCCGCUACUUUGGUGCUAGUUCAAGCUUUCUGACCCGUUUGGUAGCAGCUGAUGCCUUAGAACUACUUUCACCAACUAAGGGGCAAAAUACCCUCCUUUCUUGAGGUCACCAUUUGGGCUUCAUACCCAGAUCUUCCAAAUGCUUGAGUUGCUCCUCAAAUUUUGUUUCCCAAAGAGCAAUCCAAAAUGUUGUUUAAGGCCUGUCAAAUAUGGGUAACUUUUCUUUCCAAAUAUGCUUUGUCAAAUUGAUGUAUGUGUCCAUUUUAAAGUGUUGGUCCAACAAUUUUGCAUUUUUAAAGUGUUUCUUUUUUUGAUAAUUGUCUUUUUUAAAAACUUCAGAUAUGGGUUGGUUAUUUCUCUCCAAUGCUUUUUUAAUGGUUCUGAUAUAAAGUGAAGGGAUUACUGUUUUCAUUCUGUUGCCUUCAGUCUUAGUUCACUUGCACAUGGAUUCACAUAAACUGAAUGGUGUAAUGUCUGGGCAACCAAAACUGUUGGCUUUUGAGAAAACUGUCAAAUACUUUAACAUCAAACUGUUGCAAUGCAAGGUAUUUCUUUGAUUGUUCUUCACAAAAUAUGGUUAAACCAAGUAUAUAUCAUGUAGCUAGCUUCAGUAAAUUGUGUUAACUGAGGCAAAUCUAGUCUACAUAAUUCACAGUACCACUAUUUUAUUUUAAUUUGUAAAGCCUUAAUAUAGUGGUAAACUGAAUAAAAGUAAAUAAUUAUUAUUAGAAUGGUAACUAAGUCAUUAAAUUUUUUUGCAGAACUGAAACUUGUAUGUUAUUAGUUUAUUUUCUUAGACCAGUGUAAUAAUUGACUGUAAAUAGAAAUAUAAAUGUCACUUUACAGUUAGAUGUAUCACAGUCGUUUCAGGAGAAUUUUUCCUAUAUUGUUACCUUGAUUCAUUGUUUAAAAUUGGUAGGAUUUGUAUAGAUAUAGGAUAGUGUUUUAUUUAUACUUUAUCAUAAGCCAUAAUCAUUUUAAGAAUACUUUAUUGGAUAGAUUUUAGUACUUUUUAAAUUCUAAAGUUCUAUUUUUCUUUUCACUUCCCCUUCCUUCCCCUUAUAAGAUCAUUUCCAUGUCUUUGUUGGUGAUCUCAGCCCAGAAAUUACAACUGAAGAUAUAAAAGCUGCUUUUGCACCAUUUGGAAGAAUAUCGUAAGUAACAGAAGAUAAAUAAAAUCCUUUUAAUUAGAAACAAUUAUAUGUAGACAUAACUUGAAAAUAAUUCUGUUGUGAAUUUUGUACAUUAAUUUUAUAACUUGAAUAUAAUGUAUUACAUUGUUUAGAGAUCAUUCAAGAAGUUAACAGCAAAAGAUUGUUUUCCCAUUGAUGAAUAAACCUUUGGUUUUCAAUUAUCUUAAAAUCCUUUUUCAAUUAGCAUAGCUCUUAAGAGACAAAUUUGCCAUUGUACAUGUUUUACUUUCUUAUAUAGGUAUCAAGCUAGCUUGGUGACAAUCUUUAGUAAAAUUGUGCUGUAACUAAGGAAUUUAGAUCUGUUGGGUACUUCUAUGAUACCAUGCAUUUUGUGUUAAUAUAUUUUAACAAAAAGAAACCUUAACAAUUCAACUUAAAAAGCAGUUAUUGAAUAUUAUUUUCUAGAUAUUUACACCCUUUUAAAAAAACUGCUAACAAUAAUAGUGCCUUAAUAAUAUUUUAUGAAGCACUGCCUUGCUUGCACUUGUUAUUAGUCAUACAUUUUAGGCCCUUAUGAAUAAAUACCUUACUUGAGAUAGCAUUCAUCAUAGAAGAACUUUAAAAUUUUGAAAAGCAUGCCAUAUUAGAGUAAGAAUAACAAGUUGUUUACAGUACUUUCUGUAGAGUAAUUAGCUUAGAAAACUUCUUCAGGGUUUCUGCUUGCUCUGUUAUUUUUCCACCUAGAAGAAUAGUAAAAAGGAAGUGCUAGCUGUGGUUUGGUUUGAACAGACCAACAGCAGAGAUGAGAUGAGGAGACUGGAAAGUAAAUGCCAGUAGUAUUGGUGAAUUUUAGGAGCUUUCGUUUGAAGAGUUAUCGUUCCUUGAUUAGGGGAUGUGACCAAGGAAUUACCAACUUUAAAGGUGGUCACAGAAUUAGGGCUUAUAAAUGGACUUCUUUCAGAUGACAUUUUUCUUUGUGAGACCUGAUCAGGAAAAUAAGUACAGCUUUCAUUUCUUGAUUGUCCUUCUUAAUAAUAUCUUAGAGUUUCAAUAAUAAUUAGCUUGCUUUCGAAUAUCUGGACUUAGACAGUCUUAGCCUUUGGCCUCUCAAGGGCUCUAAAUCUCUAUGCACAAUUUUGUGUUUUCAUUUUGGUGUGGAAAAUCUUUGUAAAUUUUAUCCUAUUGUCAGAGUAGUCAUAGAACCAUAAAAGGAUAAAGAAGCCUGAUCUAGAUCUUUGCUGCUGCUUCAGAGAAUCUUUUCAGAGAGAAAUAAAUGAGUUGAAUAUUUUUCAAGACUAACAUUUUCUGAAACUUUAAGAAGAAAAAAUUUUCUAACAUUGUGAACAGAUUAAGUAGCUAUUUUAUUAAAUGCUUUGAUUUUAAUUGAGGUAGUUUUUUUGAAAACACGGGAAUUUUAGUUUGGAAUUAGGCAAAGAUUGUUUAACAGUUGGUGAGUUUAAGUUAAGUGACCUUCAGAUUUUAGCAAUUUCAUGAUUUACAAAUCGUGGGUUAUAUUUUUUUCUCUUAAAUAUAUUUCUGUGUCAUAUUUUUAGUCUGUAGAUUUUCUUAUGGUCCCAUGAUUAUUGGUGUAUACUUUUUUUUUCUUGGUAAGACCUUUAAGUUUUAUGAUUUUCAAUUGAGAUAAUGUAUAAUGUUUGAGUUUUAGGCUAUAUAAGGAAUUAGCUUUCCUGCAUUUAAAGGAAUCAUUUGGCAGUCAGUAGCAUAUUUUCCUGAUUUUUUGUUGUUGUUAAAGGAGAUAAGUUGAUAACUGUAUGUUGAAGGGUUCUCAUGAUAUUCUCUAAAAAGUGCAAAUAUCAGUGCUUGAUUUAUAGAUGUGUAAUAAACAGUGGUCUGUAAAAGCAUGUAGUAUAAAAAAUAUGGUAUUUUCCCUUAUAUACAGCCUAUAAACUCUUCCUAUUCCUUGAGUUUAGGGUAGACUAACAAAUUACAGCGUAGAAGAGAGUCAGCUACCAGAUUAAAUGCAUGCGUACCAUACAGAUAAUUUAUUAAGUAUUUUUGCAUAUUGAACAUUGACUUACAUUAAUUUUCCCUUUUCACCACCACGUCUUUGUCAUUUUGACCCUGAACACUUAAUAAAUCACUCAGAUUGAUCUAAAAUAUGCUUAUGUAUACUUUAAUAGAAAAUUACAUUGCAUGGCUUUCUGACUUGGGUUUUUGUUAUAAAAGUGCCUGUUUUGUUCAUGUGUCCUGAGAGAGCAAGCAUUGUGACAUACCUGACUAACUUAAAAGCAGAUUGCCUGUGAAGCACAAUUUGAGUCCAAUUUUUUGAGGUAUGGAGUUUUAGCUAUCAUGGCUGGGUUUUUACUCAAUCUCAAAUAAUAGGGCUCUGGUUAUUUUGCAGAGUGUCUCUGAAGAAUGGACAGAAUUGCCCUGGCUAACUACAAGCUACGGUUCACAGUGGAUAAAUGUUGGCGUGCUUUUUUACUUUCUGACUUUUUAAAAUUUUGCUUUUAUAUCUUGUAGUUCCAAUCAAUUUUAUAUGAAUGCUAUUAUAAAAUUCAGUGUAAAAUCUUUUCUUGUCUAGCUUAAAACUUGUGUGUGUCUAGUAUUUUUCUUCAAUGAUUUAACAUUUCUGAAAAUGUCAAGUUCUCAAAAUUUAGACAAAAAGGGGGGUAUAAAUUGAUCUGAAAAAAUUAAAUAGUUUAAUUAGUUUAGGGAAUAUACAACUUUUUCAUUCUUUUGGUUUCCAGUUUUCUAUUUUUUUUUAAUGAUUAGGUAGAAUAUAGUGUCAAAUAAGUUAUAAAUUGCAUGGUUAAAGAAAGCCAUUCAUCUAAUGUCCUGUGAACUUUAUAAGUGGUUAAGUAGUUCAUGUGAGUAGCUGCUUUCACCAUGCUUAAUAUUUAAAAGUUUAAAAAGUUUUUUGAAGAGAGAGGCAAUUUCUGUACAAUAUAAAUAUACAUAUAUACUUAAGUUAUUGAUUUGCAUGUCUAUAAAAUUAAGCCUCAUUUCCUAAUACAUGAUAAAUUUUGUAGAAUAAAAGGUGAAUUUGCAUUAAAGGUUCACUUUAAUGAAGGUGAAACAUGAGAAUGAGUUGUGUGUGAAAUUCUUAUUUGAUAUCCAGAGGAUAGUUUGCAAACCUAAACUUCUGAUUGUUUCUGAUUUCAGAGAUGCCCGAGUGGUAAAAGACAUGGCAACAGGAAAGUCUAAGGGAUAUGGCUUUGUCUCCUUUUUCAACAAAUGGGAUGCUGAAAACGCCAUUCAACAGAUGGGUGGCCAGUGGCUUGGUGGAAGACAAAUCAGAACUAACUGGGCAACCCGAAAGCCUCCCGCUCCAAAGAGUACAUAUGAGUCAAAUACCAAACAGCUAUCAUAUGAUGAGGUUGUAAAUCAGUCUAGUCCAAGCAACUGUACUGUAUACUGUGGAGGUGUUACUUCUGGGCUAACAGAACAACUAAUGCGUCAGACUUUUUCACCAUUUGGACAAAUAAUGGAAAUUCGAGUCUUUCCAGAUAAAGGAUAUUCAUUUGUUCGGUUCAAUUCCCAUGAAAGUGCAGCACAUGCAAUUGUUUCUGUUAAUGGUACUACCAUUGAAGGUCAUGUUGUGAAAUGCUAUUGGGGCAAAGAAACUCUUGAUAUGAUAAAUCCCGUGCAACAGAAUCAAAUUGGAUAUCCCCAACCUUAUGGCCAGUGGGGCCAGUGGUAUGGAAAUGCACAACAAAUUGGCCAGUAUAUGCCUAAUGGUUGGCAAGUUCCUGCAUAUGGAAUGUAUGGCCAGGCAUGGAACCAGCAAGGAUUUAAUCAGACACAGUCUUCUGCACCAUGGAUGGGACCAAAUUAUGGAGUGCAACCGCCUCAAGGGCAAAAUGGCAGCAUGUUGCCCAAUCAGCCUUCUGGGUAUCGAGUGGCAGGGUAUGAAACCCAGUGAAUAAGGACUCCAGAAUCUAAAGCCAGUGGCUUGAGGCUACAGGGAGUGUAGUAAAGCCGUUGUUUACUUAAAGAUUUAUCAAAUCAGUCAGUGCAAAUGUCAGAUACAAUGUAUUUAUUUAAAAGAUUCAUUUUUAAUCAUGAAAUUACUUAUCAUCCACAUUGUUUUAAAAAGAAACAAGAUGCUGGAUGUCUGCCAAUUUUUGCCUUCAUUACCUUUUUUGAUAAAGUUUCUCAGAUCCUUGUUUCAAACACAAAUGCAGGGAUUGCUGCCACUUUUUAACUAUUAAGAGGCAGAAAAUUGCACAAUAUUGAACUUUUUUCCACUGAAGUAGUGUGCAGUUCUAGUUUGCAUUCCUGAUAUGAUUUAAAACAUGUAAUAUAAAGAUGUUAAAAAAAAAAACCAAAACUGUGCAGAGUCUAGAAGUUGUUUGUCAUCUUCAGCUUGUGCACAAUUCUGUUUUAGGUUAAAAAAAGGCAUUGUUUGAGCUGUCCCAUCUCCACUGUUAUCCCUUUGGGGUUUUUUAAUAUAAAUUAUUAGUUUACAUCAUUUUUGUAUCUACAUCUUUUUUCACAAAUUUGUCUUGCCUUAUUAAAGUUCUGUAAAAUAUACUUAAAUGGAAAAAAUGAUGUUCAUUUAGAUUGAAAACUUUUCUCAGAUGGAUUGAUAAUUGCAUUCAUCUUGUGUUUUAUAUGAGAAGGUGCCUCAAGAAUUUCCUGUUGGAUUUGUUUAAAAGGAUUUUUAUCUUUCGUGAUAAACUUUGCUGUGUACCAGGAACUAUAAAAACAAAAACUUGUUACUAAAGAAAAUAUCUGAAAUGUGAUAAGUUCUUAUGCCAUGUUAAUUUCAUGUGUCAACUUCAACAUUUACAUGUAUUAUUUCAUUAUGUAAAAUGUUUUAGCAAUUUAAUAUUUUGCACAGUUAGCAAACUUUGUAUGUCAUUUCCUUCAAGGCAUCAUGCAGAGUUGACAUGAGAUUUAUAAGGUUUUAAGUUGUUUGCAUGUGAAAAUCAAAUACAUACUUUGGUAGUCUUUGAAUACAAAGUCAUCUGCUCUUGUUUUUCAAGAAUUUUGAGACACAAAGUUGUAUGUAAAGGAAUAUAUUAAUUUGCCGUUUUCUAGGUAGAUUUGCUCAAAAAGAGUGAAUCAACUUAAUAUGUACAAAUGAUAGCUGUGAAACUGUAGAAUAUCUUUGUGUCAGGCUUGGAGUUCAUUGUGACCUCCAAAUUUUGCCUGAAGGACCAGCUGGGCAAAGCAUCUUUUAAAUGUUCAGAGGCCAAAAGAUAAACAAAAAAAAAACCUUAAAAUCCUACCUCUUUAAACAGCCUUCAGAUAAGAGAAUCCUCAGUGCAAUCAUUAUUUUGAUUCGUUUGGUACCUGUUUUCCUGGAGUUCCCGAUUUUAUUAUUUUGGGGUGGCUCCAAGCAUUAAGAGGUUUAAUCUUUGAUGGCAUUGUUCUAGUUUUGAAAUUUCUAGUAUAUUUCAGAGUCUCUUAGAAGACUUGUGUGGGAAGUUUCACUUUGUUUUCAGUGAAGAUCACAAACCUCCUUCUUCCUUUACUCAAGAGGAAAGGUCCCAGUAUACAUAUUUGAAUGGUUGAUGGUUUUCAAGACCUUCAGGGAGCUCCCUGCAUUUUACCUAGAAACAGAAAAGGCCCGCAAAAUCUUAAGUUUCCUGGCCUGCAUUUCCCGGGUAGGGGCAAAUGACUCCAAGCUGGUCUCUAAGCCAAUACCCUUAUAAACCAGAGCCCAGGAAAGACAGCUCGAGUGUAUAAUUCUCUGGAGCUCAAUUCUAUGCAGUUGUGCUGAUAUUUCAUUAAGUCACUGUGUAUUUUUAAGUGUUGAUACAUUAAAAGUCGCUUUAUGGAAGAUGAGUAAAUUUUUUAAAUACUUGGAAAUUUUAUUUCCUUGUUAACUUCUACAGAUCAGGGCAUGCAACCAAAAGCAGCUUAAAUGAAAUAUUUUAAAAUAAAAUAUCAGGAAGCUAUUUUUAGAUUUCUUCUGGCUUAUGUUUCUACUUUAGGACCCUCAUUGUUCUCUUAUUAAAAAAAAUUAUUUCCUGUGCAUCUCAUGGACUGCAGGGUAAAUUAUUUGGGCAUAAAUAAUUUAAAUAGUUUUCUUUCAUUUUGACUAUCUCCAGUAAUAACAGUUUUUAUUAUCCAGCAUAUUGGCUUAUUGCACAAAUCUUAAAAUGUACAUUGACUACUUUCUGAGAAGAAAGUGGUAUCAGUACUCAUGAUGAAAAGGUUACUACUGAACAAAUUCACAUUUCAGGAACACCUCUAUCUUUGGUUUAAAUCUUACUCUUAGUUUUUCCGUCUAAAAAUCAUACUGGUAUUAGUAUCAGGUAAGGAAAUUAAAGUUUUUAAAAUGGUUUCAUUCUCUGCAAUAUGCAAAAUUUAGAUUUUACUUUCUGGUACUGUAAAGAACCUGAAGUGAUUUACACUUAAUGGGUGAUUAAUCCAGUAUUCUUUACCCUGAAUGUUUGGAUAUUAAAGUUCCUUUAUGUUUUCUAUAACCUGUGGGAUCUUCUUGCAGUGAUUAUUGUGUGUGAGAUUUUUUUUCUUUUUGGUCUAUCCAUAUUGUUAUAUUCACUCAGGUAUUUUUUUUUUAAUCUUAUUCCAGAAUCAGUGGUUUAUAUUGGGUUACUGUUUAACACCAAAUGGAAUUGGCAUUCUGCAGAUUUAAUUAAUUAUGAAACCAGGGUCUCAUUUUCCUUGCUGAUACUUGUUGAAAAUGAGAUUCACAUUCUAGUCUUUAUUUUCCUCCUGUUUUGUCCCUGUGCUUGUACAUCUUCCUUUUAUUUGUGUGUUAUAGUUCUAUUCCAUUUGAGAAGGCAGUUGGUAAGAACUAGAUUGCAUGUACAAAGACAGGUUUACUAAGUGCUGUACAGUGGUCCUGAGGUUACAGUUGAAUUAGAAAAACGAAAUGUACUUACAGGAAAUAAGAAAGCAAACCUUUCAAAUGAGAGUGAUGAUUUCUUUAAAAAAAAUCAGUUUUUUUCUCUCAAAUAAUGUUCUUUAUUUCACGAAAUCGUCAAUCUUAAGCAUGAGCAGGGAUAAACAACUCCUAGAAGGAACUCAAUUCAUUCUUCCUGGAUUUUCUCUGUUGUUAAAUCACAAAAAUGAUAGUCCCCAAUCGUUUCUUUAUAGGAGGUUAUUACAUUUCAUUACAGUCACUGCAUUUUGACUGUUGUGUUUAGAAUUUGAAUGUACAUCCAAAAUGAUGAGUUUCAAUUUAAGAGCCUUAAUAAAAUGUGUGAGUGUGUCUCAAUUGAA